GAUCUGGAAACACCAGCGACAUUCAUGGAGGAGCGAUUAGGUGUAGAGAACACUGGUCUUUCAGAUAUUCCUGAGCUGGUGAAUUCUGCUGAAGAGCUAAAUUUUCUUGAAGCAGAUGACAUGACACCAACUGGAGGAUCCCCAGGAACUCAAGAUGUCAGCACAUUGUCUAUAAGAACCAGGGCUGUGGCUCAAUAUUUACAAAAUCACUCUCCUAUAAAUCCAAUAUCAGAAGACCCAUCUAGGGAGCUC
Messenger RNA from Vitis riparia (riverbank grape), 252 nucleotides. RefSeq names its product sister chromatid cohesion 1 protein 3-like. NCBI's taxonomy places the organism in Eukaryota, Viridiplantae, Streptophyta, Magnoliopsida, Vitales, Vitaceae. The annotation marks the transcript as partial. The transcript has 4 exons. The record is from RefSeq and is a predicted model, not a curated record.